Molecule: messenger RNA, 2274 nt
Organism: Lymnaea stagnalis (great pond snail)
Lineage: Eukaryota; Metazoa; Mollusca; Gastropoda; Lymnaeidae
Source: the annotation of a GenBank genome assembly
CGCCGUGACGCCAAGCUGAAGAGCGGAAAUAACUAAAUCUAACCACACUCUCUGGUGUUGUUGUUUUGUUUUUUUUUAAAAUAUAUCAAUUUGUCAAAGCGCCUUGAUCAUCACGGUGCACACUAUCAGCUACGCUGGCGAAUGGUAGAUCAAACUUAGUUCUGCGAAACAGUGGCGUAUUGAAACCAAUUACGGCUACCACCCGUGGCAAUGUUGAGACUCCUGCGAAUAGCGCUUUCUCAACUUUCCGGCACUGGCUGACUAGAUUUCAACACCACGGGAUCUUAGUAGGUUGCGUUUGCUUCUGGUUGAACUGCGUGAUGUUGGCCUACAUCUGAUGUUGAUUAAAUCGACUUGGGAACUUAAGUGGCUCUAUACGCUUAGUAUACUUUAAAAAUCCGCAUCAUAUGAUUAUUCACUUCAUAAUGUUAAUAAAACUAGUCACUCCUUUUCAAUGAAUUAUAUCUGUAUAUCUUUAUGCAGUGCUUUUUUGGGACGGUACAUGCUUGUAUGGCGUACCGGUACGUUUCUGCAGAGAUUUAAAAAAAACAAAAAAAAUUACUACCGGUACCGUAUGUAGUACCAACUAAAACUAUAUUACCUGAAGUUCCACUUGCGUCUCAUCUGUUGCUCUUUGGUUAAGUUAAGCAAAUCUUAAUUUAUACAUUUUUUUGAUGUGCGUGUGCGGUACAUAUGAUUUAUUAUUCAUAAAAACUGCGAGCAUAAAGAUUAAUUGCACAACUCUAUACAUUGUGUAUUUGGGUAUUUAUUUUAUUUCAAAGAUGUAAUAACAUGCGGCCUACAAAGUGCGGACUCGAUAUCAAAAUGGUCCCUUCAGCCCCCCCUGCAUUAGUCGUUCUUCAGCCCCCACCACACUCUCCUCCACCCUCUCUCCCUUCUCUCUCUCUCUCUCUCUCUCUCUCUCUCUCUCUUUCUUUUCAACCCCCUCCCACCCCCCCCAACCCUAAGUGCGGACUCGAUCUCAAAAUGGUCCCUUCAGCCCCCCCUGCAUUAGUCGUUCUUCAGCCCCCCCCACACUCUCCUCCACCCUCUCUCCCUUCUCUCUCUCUCUCUCUCUCUCUCUCUCUCUCUCUUUCUUUUCAACCCCCUCCCACCCCCCCCAACCCCCCGAUAGCAAAGCAUACUAAGACUUAAUAUGACAUUAUUUGACGAGAGUAUUGAAACACUGAGUCGAUAGAUCACGUGAUUCUGAUAUUGCAGCCUUUACUUUCAAUUUAUUUCCAGUAAGACAGGAUGUCUCACAGAGACACCCGUUACUGCAUCGCAAAUAGCGGGAAUAGUCUUGACGAACCCAUUUACUUGCCCGUCAGUAACUACUGGCAGAAGAAACACAGCAGGCUACUGGGACUGACUUUCGUCCGCUACUUAAACAUUAAGACCCCCUCUCGCCAGCUGCACCUGAGAAACUACGUUCCAGCCAGCAUCCACGCCACCCACGGGGACGGGAACUGUCUGUUCCGUUGCUUCUCGCUGGCCAUCACUGGGUCGGACGCCUUCCACGAGACGCUGCGGGAGAUCAUCGCCAACCACAUCAUGCGCAACGGCAAGGCGUUCUCCGUCCUCUUCCACGAGCGCUUCCAAGACAACCCAAACAACUACCUGUACCAGACACGGAUGGCCCAGAGGGGGACGUGGGGGUCCGACGUGGAGAUCAUGGCGGCCGCCCACCUCCUGAAGACCAAGAUUUUCGUCUACACCAUCCACGGCGACACCUGGCAGUGGGUGGAGCACAACCUCGACCUGACGUCCCCGGCGAGCAGAGUACACCGACAGUCCAUCUACCUGAUGCACACCUCGCUUGUCCACUACGAUCUGGUCAAGGAGAUAAAGAUCAGGCGGCAGAUCACGUGGGACAGGUCCCCGAGUCCGGAGAACGAUCAAAAUCUCUGCAGGUACACUGUCGCCAGACGACCACAGUACAUGCCUCCUGACAGGCGAUACAAAUGUCAAAUCACAAAGUCUGCAUCCAGGAACAAAGAAUGCUAUAGAUGUAACAAAUGCACACCGCGUUCAGAGGAACGGGAAAACUCAGUUGUUAAAUGCUCCACAAUGCAUAAAGACUGCACAGUGCAGAAAGCAAGAUAUCGGUGCAAAUGCAAAUUAGGAAAAAUGACUGAUAGAAGUAGAAGUAGAAGUAGAAAAAGGAAAUCGAAGUCGUCCAGGAAGUCUUUGAAAAGGAAGCUCGUUUGAUCUUUACACAUUAUUUUAUACAUACUAUUUACUUAUUUAGUGAGAGAGACUGACUCAUUUUUU